AAGCAUUAUAAAGAAGUCUCAUUAUUGUCGAAAUCAAUCUUUCUUUCGUUCUCACUAUCUCUUCUUCCAGAAACAGACAAUGACUACAAGAACAAAUCAACCACCACAACCAAACGGUGUUAACGGCGGCGAACAAAGACCACGAGCACCACCACCAUCAUCCUACUCAAACGGCUUCAACAACCACCCUCAAUACUACCCAAGAACACCAGCUCGUUCCUCCUCCUCAGCUUCCCUAAAAGGCUGUUGCUGCUGCCUCUUCCUCCUCCUAUCAUUCCUGGCACUUCUCACACUCGCAAUCGUCCUCAUCAUCCUCCUCGCAGUCAAACCAAAAAAACCACAAUUCGAUCUUCAACAAGUCGGAGUCCAAUACAUGGGAAUCACACAAACACCGAACAAUAUACCCACCGGCGCCGGCGCUUCACUUUCCUUAACAAUUCGUCUUCUAUUCCAAGCGGCUAAUCCUAAUAAGGUAGGGAUCAAGUACGGCGAGUCCAGUUUUACUGUGUUGUACCGUGGAAUCCCAUUAGGAAAAGCUUCUGUUCCUGGAUUUUAUCAAGAUGCUCAUAGUGUAAGAAAUGUUGUUGCUACCAUUGUUGUUGAGAAGGUUAAUUUACUUCAAGCUGAUGCUGCUGAUUUGAUUAGAGAUGCUUCUUUGAAUGAUCGUGUUGAUCUUAGGGUUUCGGGUGAUGUUGGUGCUAAGAUCCGUGUCAUGAAUUUUGAUUCUCCUAAUGUUGAGGUCUCGGUGGAUUGUGCUAUAGUGAUUAGUCCAAGAAAGCAAUCUCUGACUUACAAGCAGUGUGGAUUCGAUGGACUGAGUGUUUAAUGAAGAAGAAUAGUGCAUAUAAUUCUUGUUGACACUAUCAAUGUCCUUAAUUUUCACUUGAUUUCUCUCUCAACUCUCAUUUCUUCAAUUAAUUUUAGGAAGAAAUGAGUAGGAAAAAAAUAGUUGAUUAGAGGAAAUAUUGAAUUUACAAUGGCUAUCAAAAAAGGAGUCUCAACAAAUUGUUUAACUCCAUAGUCAUGGGUGUUUUUGUGGAAAAUAUAUUAAAUCAGGGCACUAAGCAUUUUUCUCAUAA
This is a messenger RNA of Medicago truncatula (barrel medic), 1079 nucleotides long. RefSeq lists its product as uncharacterized. Bases 80 to 826 code for a protein of 248 amino acids. Lineage: Eukaryota; Viridiplantae; Streptophyta; Magnoliopsida; Fabales; Fabaceae. Gene Ontology annotation, cellular component: plasma membrane. The record is from RefSeq and is a predicted model, not a curated record. The transcript is spliced from 2 exons. Gene Ontology annotation, biological process: defense response to other organism.